Aplosporella prunicola CBS 121167 is the source of this 2762-nucleotide messenger RNA. RefSeq lists its product as uncharacterized. The coding region runs from base 105 to 2507 and encodes 800 amino acids. Gene Ontology annotation, biological process: DNA-templated transcription. Lineage: Eukaryota; Fungi; Ascomycota; Dothideomycetes; Botryosphaeriales; Aplosporellaceae. Gene Ontology annotation, molecular function: zinc ion binding; DNA binding. The transcript has 4 exons. The record is from RefSeq and is a predicted model, not a curated record.
CCCGCAUGCUCCGCCUUCCUCCCAUGCUCCCCCGUGCUCGCGUCGUCAAGUAGCGCCGGCCGUCUAACCACCGAGGAGCGGCCCCCCCGGUCAUGCCCUCGCCAAUGCAGAUUGUGGAGAUCGGGACCCUGAGAACCACCUCCAACGACGAGUCCAGCUUCAUCGGCUCCAGCACCGGCAUCUGCUUCGUCAACACCGUCCGCAACGCCUUCCGCGCCUCCAAGCACGGCCACGGCCCCGCCCCGCCUGACAAUCCCGCCGGGCCCGACCAUGACCGUCCCAACCCGCUCGAGGACUUCAUCCUGGCCGACGGCGACGACAGCCGUCCAGGGACUCCCUCCCGCCCGCUCCCUGCGCCUGCUCCCACCAUCGCCAGGGGCCCUUCGUAUGAUGCCGCACCCCCCGGCAUAGGCCGCGCCCCCGAUGCAGCGACCAGCAGGAAAUUGAUGGUUUUGUACUUCAAGCUAUGGCAUCCGCUCUUCCCUUUUGUCCACGGGCCCACAUUCUACAGAGAGGUCGAGGCUUUGUACGACCCCUCAAAGCCCUUCCACAACCCUCCUGGCAAUGAUCCAGACCGCCACCGGUGCUGCCGCGCCAUCAUCACCCAAUGCAUCUUGAACAUUGCCGAAAUGGGCACUGAUAAGAACCUGCUGCCGCGCUACUCCCGCAUCGAGUCGGCCCAUAGCCUGCUCUUUUCGUUGAGUUCGCUGGCCACUAAACAGGACCUUCACAGUCUUCAGGCCUUGUUCGCUGCCCAGCUGUACCUCCUCACCGCGGGCUCGUUCAGAUCCUCCUCGGCCAUUGGAGGAACACUGGCCAAAUCAUUGUUUCAUGCGGGUCUGCAUAGAUGCCCAUAUCGCUAUCCGCAGCUCUCCGAGCACGAGCGAGACCUCCGCAAGCGUCUCUUCUGGAGCGCGUAUGUAGUCGACAGAUACCUGAGCCAAGGACUAGGCUUGCCCCUUGGUUUCCAGGACUCUGACAUUGACGUGUGUCUCCCGGGGGAAGAAAGGCAUAGGCCUGUCAUUCUCCGUGAAACUUCGUCGGGAGAGGCCGCCCGUAGUCAAUAUCCGCGCGAGCCUUCGACCGCGCCUAUCUCAACGACUAUCGUUGCCAGGGUCGCUUCUCAGAGCAACGGCUCCGGCGUCGAAUGCCGCGCCGGGCCAAGCAUUGACGGGGAAAGGAUGUUCGCCAGGAGAAAUCCGAAAGAGGAGCACCGAGAUAUCGUUCUCACGGGCCUGGUUGGGUAUAGCCAGUUGACUGGACGCGCUGUCGAGCUCUUCCACAAAUCGAUACACGUCCGUUCUGUCGACCAUAGCAAGAUCCUAUACAUAACGGCCGAUAUCCACAGCUGGUGGAACUCUCUUCCCCCCAAACUCUCUGAUCAAGAUACAGUAGUGUACCCGCGUGGAGAGCCUGGCGAUGAUGAUAGCGUUAGCUUUGUCCCUCUCUUUACGAUUCUCUAUCAACAGCUUCUGCUUCUUGUUAACAGACCUUGCCUGUCAAUGAAUCCGACGUCGCCAGAAUUCAUGGCCAGCAUGCAGACAUGUAUCGGAGCCGCGCGAACAAUUAUUGGAGGACUGGAGAUGCAGUUGCAAGUGAGGCAGCCGUUCUUCUUGCCGGAGUUGCUCUCCGCGAGCUGGAUGGCUGGGUUGAUAUUGGUAUUUGCCUGCCAAGUGCGGUACUAUCCUGCAGAAAAGGGACACGCGGAAAUCCAAGCAUGUCUGCAGAUCUUGCGCCUCAUGAGCGACCACUGGAAGAGCGCAACAAACUACUACAAAACACUAACAUCCCUCUUCGCGGAUCUGCAAGCCUGCCACUCUGCCUCCACCACCGCAACCACCAACGUCACCACCGCAUCCAAGCGCGUCUUCUCAACCACCGAAGACGACGCACGCGCACGAAAGCGCGCACGCACAACCCCCCAAGACGAAAACGAGAUGCGGCCAAGCGGCGGCCUCACCCCCUCAGCCGCGAUCCACCGCGCCCUCUCCUCUGGCGCCGACAGCCAGCCCUAUCGCACCCCGUCCCUCCAACGCGCCUCGAGCUCCCUCUCCGAAGCCAACGCCCUGCACACCCCCGUCGCGCACCUCAGCCCGCAGAGCCUGUACGCGGCGGCAGCGGACCAAGCGGCUGCGCAGAUGGGGGGUUCUGCCGCAGCGAACAAUGCGACGCUGACGAACUCGGCGCUGACGACCUCACCGCUGCCGUUUCAGCUCCCCCAACAGUCUCCGCAGGUGGGCGCUGCGCAGCAGAGCUACAUGCAGAACAUGUCGCCUCCGGGGCCGGGGUCCGCGGCGUUUGACCACCAGCAGCAGCAGGGGCUCUGGCACGAUCCGGCAAUCUACGCGGAUGGAACGGCAUUUUCAUUCCUCAGCGCGGAUCCGCAGGGAGCGUGGGACCCGGACGCGCUGGACCCGGACAUUAGCGCCGUGGACGCGUUUGGGCAGGUCACAUGGGGGAGCCUGGACGGUGAGUUUGCGCGCGCGAUGGGGGCGCCGAGCCGCUGAGUUUGGGUGCUGCUUGGUGCUUGUGCUGAUUGUGGUGGCAGAUUUCACGUGGAACCCGUUUGCGGAGGGGUAGAGUUGGCAAGGGAGGAUACGGUUGCGUUUUGCUGCUGGCUGGCUUCUUUGCCGCUUUUCUUGUUCCUUGCCUAGGUUGGUGUCUUGCCCUGUCUGUCUGGACUUGUCUUGUUUCAGGCCUUAGUCCGUGGCGCGCAAUAGUGCGCAGUGCGAGUGUCUUGUCCGCGCGGUUGGAAAGACGAG